AUGUCUCAACUGCCUUAAAUGCCUCAAUAUACAAGUUAGACUGUUGAAUCUCAAUUAAUAUAGUAGCCAAAUUAGAUGAGUAUCAAACCAUAACCCAUAACAUUCUAUCCACCUUCAUUUUCACAAAUUUCAAAUCAAAUACCAUUAACUCAAAAUUAUUAGAUGUAAUAACAAUAACAAUAAUAACAAUAAUAACAAUAAUAAUAAUAACAAUAAUAAUAACAAUAAUAAUAACCAUUAAAUCAAUUAUAGUAAUAACCUUAUUAUUAAUAUGAUGAUCAAUAAUUUAGAUAAAGAUAAUUAUCAUCUAAUAUAUAAUAAUAAAUAAUGUAAUAAUAAUGGAAUGAUUAAUUCUAAUAGAUGCUUUAAAUGCAUCAUCAUAAUUAUUUGUUGUAAAAUUAAUUACAAAGUGUGAUGAUGAAUUAGACAGCAUAAUCAGAAUAAGCUAGAAAAGAUUUAAUGAUUUAAUAGUAGUAAUCUUUAUAAGACUUUACAAACUUGUAGCCUGAAACAAUAACAGAAUAUAUACCAGUGGAAAAGAAAAUAAUUGAAUAUGAAACCAGAAUAAAAAAGAUUCAAGUACCUGUAACACAUGAAAUAACUGAAUAUGUACCAGUAACAACAGAAACAAUAUCACCAGAGAGAACAGUUAGAUUAUCACCUCCAAAAGAAGUACAUAUGGUUCCAACAGUUGUUUAAUAACCUCCAAUUUUAUAAUAGACAGUAAUUCCAAGACCACCUUAAUUAUAAUUGAUUCAUACAAAUGCUUAAAUGACUAGGAUGCCAUAAUAAUAAACUUAUUAAACAUAUUAAUAAAUUCCAUUAACAACAAUUAGAUCAUAACCUUAAUAAUCACCUCCAAGAAUAUUGAAUAAACCAACAGAAAUUCCAAUACCACCUCCACCUCCUCAUCUUCCAUUAUAACCAUUUAAUUAUACUCCAAAAGACUUUCCUGCUAUGACUAUGCCUUCACCUCCUCCUCAUUAAUUUCAUCCAUAAAUUCCUAUGAAUUCUCCUUAAUUACCACCACCACCACCACCUCCAUAAUUUGAUUCACCACCACCUCCACCUGCUUAUUAAAAUUAAAUAGCUCCUCAAUUCAAUCAAUUUCCUCCUCCUCAUUUAAAUCCUUAAGUACCAUAAAUAUAAUAAAUGCCUAAAUAGUCAUUUAAUGUUCAUUAAUAAUAAUAACAUUCAAUUCAUCCAUAAUAACCACCUUUAUUACCUCAUCCACCUUAAUCUAGACCUGCUCCAUUUAUUCCAGAAUAAUAUUAUAAGGAUUAAAUUGAAGAUGAAUAAGAAUAAAAUUAUUAUUAAAGACCUCCUAGAAAAUAACCUAAUCAUCCUGAUUUUUAAUAAACUCAUAAACAUCCAUCUGAAUUUGAUACUCCAAAUUAUCAUCUACCGAAUUAUGAUAGUGAAAAUGUAUUUAUUUUAUCAAUAUUAUAUUUAGAUGAGAGAUAAAUUAUCUGAACCUAUAUAACAUCCAAAAAGAGCUCCAUUCAUUCCAAAAUCAUAUGAUCCUGAUCUUUAUUAUGAAAAAUAAGAAUAGUUUGAUAUACCAUCAAAAGAAUAAUAAAAAAGAGGUAUCCAAAGAUCAGUAUAUGAAAAACGACCCUAAAAUACUCAUCAACUAACCCAGAGAACAAAAGAAAACUACUUUAAAGACAAUAUAUUUUAAUGA
Molecule: messenger RNA, 1684 nt
Organism: Paramecium sonneborni
Lineage: Eukaryota; Ciliophora; Oligohymenophorea; Peniculida; Parameciidae
Source: the annotation of a GenBank genome assembly